AAAUUGAAAUCCGUAAUCAGUUCGAUUGGAACCUCGCACCCGUGCGAAUCGAUGGAACGUGCGAUGUGCAUCUCGCUACUGUUGUUAGCCAUUGGGUUCACCUCCGUUAUAUCCAUUUCCGGCCAACCGGCGGGCAGGAUAAUUAAUGGCACUACGGUAGAUAUUGCCCGUCAUCCAUAUCUUGUCUCCCUUCGCUAUCGCCGGGAUGAGGAGUCCAGCUACAAGCACGAAUGUGCCGGUGUCAUCAUCUCGGAGCAGGCAUUGAUCACCAGUGCUCAGUGCCUCUAUGGCUUGCCAGAGGAAACUAAACUGCUGGCUGUGGCCGGAGCAAACACCCGCAGUGGAACCGAUGGAUUUAUUUAUCCAGUAGCCAAUUGGACCCAUCAUCCGAACUACGAUCCCGUGACAGUUGACAAUGAUAUAGGUGUCCUCCUCCUGGACACACCCCUCAACCUCACGCAUUUCGGAAUAAGCUCAAUUGGUAUCCGCCCGGAGCGUCCUGCAGUGGGUAGACUGGCCACUGUAGCCGGAUGGGGCUACAGGGAGGAGUGGGGACCCUCCAGCUACAAACUGGAGCAGACCGAAGUUCCACUGGUUAGCUCAGAGCAGUGCACUCAAAUCUACGGCGCUGGCGAGGUCACCGAGCGGAUGAUCUGUGCGGGAUUCGUAGCUCAAGGAGGCAGUGACGCCUGUCAAGGUGACACCGGUGGCCCCCUGGUCAUCGAUGGUCAGCUGGUGGGCCUGGUGUCCUGGGGACGUGGAUGUGCCCGACCCAACUACCCCACCGUCUACUGCUACGUGGCCAGCUUUGUGGAUUGGAUCGAGGAAACCAUAGCAGCUGCUCGAGGGCAAUAAACAUAGGCAUUUUCAUGCCAAUCGAUACGCUAUCUUCAAGUGGUUAUUGCCGGAUAGAGCUACCUAAUUUAAUAAUAAAACCGUAAUCAAACAAACUA
Drosophila sechellia is the source of this 953-nucleotide messenger RNA. It is a transcript of the gene kappaTry, whose product is annotated as serine protease kappaTry. Gene Ontology annotation, molecular function: serine-type endopeptidase activity. The coding region runs from base 52 to 855 and encodes 267 amino acids. The record is from RefSeq and is a predicted model, not a curated record. The transcript has a single exon. Gene Ontology annotation, biological process: proteolysis. NCBI's taxonomy places the organism in Eukaryota, Metazoa, Arthropoda, Insecta, Diptera, Drosophilidae.